AUGUGGCCCAAUAGUAGCAACGUUUCGUUUCUGCUGACUGGUUUUCCAAGUUUAAAGAGAAUUUAUCACUGGAUUUCCAUUCUCUUCUUUUCCAUCUAUGCCUUUAUACUUGUGGGUAAUGGCACACUUCUGUACCUCAUCAAGGGUGACCGCAGACUCCACGAACCUAUGUGCUACUUCCUGGCCAUGCUGGCAGGCACAGACCUCAUAGUGACAGUCACCACAAUGCCAACAGUGAUGAGGGUAUUAUGGCUGGAUCACAGGGAGAUAACCCCAGGAGCCUGCUUCUUACAGGCCUACCUCAUUCACUCCCUUUCCAUUGUAGAGUCAGGUGUCCUGCUUGCCAUGGCCUAUGACCGUUUUGUUGCCAUUCAGACACCUCUGAGGUACAAAACAAUCCUAACUAAUUCCAAGGUGAUAAAGAUAGGCCUGGGGGUCAUGUUGAGGGGCUUUGUGUCCAUUGUGCCCCUAAUUGUACGACUCUCUUGGUUCCCAUACUGCCGUUCCCAUGUUCUUUCCCAUGCCUUUUGCCUCCACCAAGAUGUCAUGAAACUCGCCUGUGCUGACAUUACAUUCAACCGCAUAUACCCCGUUGUUCUUGUUGCGUUAACUUUCUUCCUAGAUGCUCUGAUCAUUGUCUUUUCCUAUGUGCUAAUUCUUAAGACAGUGAUGGGCAUUGCCUCUGGAGAGGAGCGAGCUAAGGCCCUCAACACUUGUGUCUCCCACAUUAGCUGUGUCCUAGUAUUUUAUAUCACCGUGAUUGGCCUGACUUUCAUCUAUCGGUUUGGGAAACAUGCCCCUCCCGUGGUCCAUAUAACCAUGAGCUAUGUCUACUUCUUGUUUCCUCCAUUCAUGAACCCCAUUAUAUACAGCAUCAAGACCAGGCAGAUUCGGAGAAGCAUGGUUCACCUGUUUUCUGGGUGCAGCAGGACUUGA
Molecule: messenger RNA, 936 nt
Organism: Perognathus longimembris pacificus (Pacific pocket mouse)
Lineage: Eukaryota; Metazoa; Chordata; Mammalia; Rodentia; Heteromyidae
Product: olfactory receptor 51B2-like
Exons: 1
Coding region: 1-936 (311 amino acids)
Biological process (GO): G protein-coupled receptor signaling pathway
Cellular component (GO): membrane
Molecular function (GO): G protein-coupled receptor activity; olfactory receptor activity
Source: RefSeq, a predicted model, not a curated record